Molecule: messenger RNA, 2369 nt
Organism: Girardinichthys multiradiatus
Lineage: Eukaryota; Metazoa; Chordata; Actinopteri; Cyprinodontiformes; Goodeidae
Gene: serpinh1b
Product: serpin peptidase inhibitor, clade H (heat shock protein 47), member 1b
Exons: 7
Coding region: 419-1636 (405 amino acids)
Biological process (GO): negative regulation of endopeptidase activity; collagen fibril organization
Cellular component (GO): endoplasmic reticulum
Molecular function (GO): serine-type endopeptidase inhibitor activity
Source: RefSeq, a predicted model, not a curated record
CGUCUUUGUUUUCAGGGAAGGAAUGUGGAUGGAGUCCUUUGUCUUCAUGGUUUAAAGUUACAGGUCUGACUUCUCCCACUUUUCAACUCUCUUUUGAUCUUAAUACUUUCAUGCAAUCUGUCCCAAAAAUUGUCAUACAAUAUUUUCAUGUUAAAUCAGAUUAUGCACAGGAAAGUAAUUGAAGCAGCUUUCUGCUUUACAUUGAUAAAUGGGGUUUAGGAAAUGUCAAUUUCUGCUGAAAGUCAGGUCACUCACAAGUUAUUGGGAGUAAAAACGAAGCAUGGAUGUCGAUGCAGUGUUUGUCUUAGAGCCUAAAAAAUACCCACUGCUUGCUCUGUGGAGGUUACUUCAUCCACCUUUUGUCUUUCAGAAUGAAAAUCGCAGACACGAAAACAUCUCAAGUUAGCUGCAAAACAGGAUGUGGAUGACCAGAGUCGUCGCUCUUUGUCUGCUGGCCUUUGUGGUGUUGGCAGAGGACAAGAAGCUGAGCAGCCAUGCUAACACGUUGGCUGACAACAGUGCUAACUUAGCCUUCAGCCUGUACCAAAAGAUGGCACAGGACAAAAACACAGAGAAUAUUGUCGUUUCUCCUGUUGUUGUGGCCUCCUCUCUGGGACUGGUUGCUCUCGGUGGCAAGGCCUCCACUGCAUCCCAGGUGAAAACUGUUCUCAGUGCUGACAAGCUCAAGGACGAGCACCUGCAUGCAGGCCUGUCAGAGCUCCUCUCUGAGGUGAGUGACGCCAAGACCCGAAACUCCACCUGGAAGAUCAACAACCGCCUCUACGGCCCCAGCUCCGUCACCUUCGCAGAUGACUUUGUUAAGAUCAGCAAGAAGCACUACAACUACGAGCACUUGAAAAUAAAUUUCAGGGACAAGCGGAGUGCGGUGAAUUCCAUCAACGAGUGGGCGGCCAAGUCAACAGACGGCAAGCUGCCCGAGAUCACCAAGGAUGUGCAGAACCCAGACGGAGCCAUGAUUGUCAACGCCAUGUUUUUUAAGCCUCACUGGGAUGAGAGAUUCCAUGAAAAGAUGGUUGACAAUCGCGGUUUCCUGGUCACCCGCUCUUUCACUGUUGGAGUUCCCAUGAUGCACCGCACAGGUCUCUACGACUUCUAUGAGGACAAGGAGAACAAACUCUACAUCCUGAAUAUGCCUUUGGGUAAGAAGCAGGCCUCCAUGAUUUUAAUAAUGCCUUAUCACCUGGAGCCCCUGGAACGUCUGGAGAAACUCCUGACGAGAAAGCAGGUAGACACUUGGCUUAGCAAGAUGGAAAACAAGGCUGUUGCAAUUUCCCUCCCGAAGAUCUCGUUGGAAGUCAGCCACAACCUGCAGAAAUAUUUAGCUGAGCUGGGCCUGACUGAAGCUGUGGACAAGUCUAAAGCUGACCUGUCAAACAUCUCAGGGAAGAAGGACCUCUACCUCUCCAAUGUCUUUCACGCAUCUGCUCUGGAGCUGGACGUGGAAGGAAACCCUUAUGACACAAGCAUCUUUGGCACAGAAAAGCUGAAGAACCCUAAGCUCUUCUACGUAGACCACCCCUUCGUCUUCCUGGUGAAAGACAACAAGACCAACUCUAUCCUGUACAUCGGCAGAGUGGUUAGACCCAAGGGGGAUAAGAUGCGUGAUGAACUAUAAUGAUAAAGUUGUGAAUCUUGUUGGAUAGAUUUAAUAUUUGUGAAUUUCUGGCAGCAAACUGUAUGUGUGUGGAUGUGUUUUUAUUGGUGUGACUGUUGCCACCAGAGCAAAUCCCAUUAGACAAUCUGCAGACUGGAUAUAUAAGCCUACUGGUUUUAGACACUUUGAACCUAGGGAGGCAAAACACCAAAGUGCCUUAUUAAAGGUUUUAAUAGAUCAGCAACAUAAGUUGGCCCAACAGGCAACAUACUUAUAUUAAGUAUGACGAUUUUUACUUUUACAUUUCCCACCCUGUUUUGCCACUGAAGGUGCUACCACACUCUGUGCGUUUUCUGGCAUUAUCUUUAAUGUUUAAAGAAAAGAAAAGAUCUUUGCACAACCUUUUGUCUUACAGCUCUCAUCCAUUCCUUUAUUUUGCCACCAGUUUGCACUGGUAGGUGGCUAAUAAGUGGUGCUGUAUUCAUGCUUAUUUUCCAGUCAUGCUGUGUCAUUUGGCUGCGCUGCAUCACAUGCGCUGAUUCUUCACAUUUCACAACCAGAUCUGAACUUUCAGCCAAGUGUACCCAGGUUUCAGGCACAGGGCCCUGGGUAAACUCGGGCCAUUUGCCUGACAAAUGUCCCAAAACCAUUGUGUGGUUGUAGGUAUUUCCACAAAGAAGCUGUUGGAAUAAUGUGAUUAUCUACAAUGUGGUGUUUUUUUUUUUUCAAUUAAAUAAAAGAAAAAGAGACAGGG